Messenger RNA from Dothidotthia symphoricarpi CBS 119687, 804 nucleotides. RefSeq lists its product as uncharacterized. Bases 1 to 804 code for a protein of 267 amino acids. The record is from RefSeq and is a predicted model, not a curated record. NCBI's taxonomy places the organism in Eukaryota, Fungi, Ascomycota, Dothideomycetes, Pleosporales, Dothidotthiaceae. The transcript is spliced from 3 exons.
AUGACUAGAACAGCUCGUGGCCCCGUGAUCAAACCAUUUGCCACACGCAAACGACCAGAAUCGAUUCCCUUCCAUCUGCCCGGCUUUGGUGCCGAAAUUGGGCUGGUCAACGCAACACAGCUUGACGACGACUCGGUCAUAUUGCUGCCUGCUGGAUACCACCUCGACCCCAACGAAGAUGUCACGCUCUUUGCUAGGUGGCGAGAAGAGUGUAAUGCAGAGCGCUGCUGGAAAACAAGGGCAGUCUACGAGCAAAUCGGUCAGAAUCACCCACACUUGGCACCAUUCCUGCGUCGAGACCUAUGGACGGCGUUUCCCGUCUUCGCAAAACCUUCAGGUCCUCCAUCGAGCGAGUUCUUUUUAAGCAUACAACCACUAUUGCAUUGUUGGCUGUCUUCUGACAAUCAUCUCUCCCUGUUCCUCGUCAGCUUUCUUGACGCUGGCUUCUGUCGGGCGGAGAGAAACAGCUACAUCAUCGAGAGCGAUAAUUCAAGUCUUGAAUGUCUCCACGUGCUCAGUCGACACGAGACACCGACUAAGCAGACUGACCUAUUCCUAUGCGGGUGUGUGGUGUACAAUCUCAUGACGGGAGAUUGGCCGGGGAGCCGAUUGGUGGGACGGUCCGGGCCGUCAUCAGAGGCUGAAUGUAUGUGGGAAAUCGUGCAUAAGUGUUGGACUGGCGAAUAUGCUAGUGCGGAUGAGGUAAAGAAAGCGGUGGUGGCAUUCGUAGAGCACCUAGACUGGGCGGUGGAGGGGAGUGAGGAUCUGAAAGGAUCUGAUGUUAUGGAUCUCUUUUCUGAUUGA